AUGGAUAUCAGCCCUUUCUUAUAUGACAACCUACCUUAACCUUAAGAGAACAAUGAUCUGAUAUAAGAAGAUUGUCAUCAAUACCUUUCUAAAUUGAAUUUUAACAAAACUUUAUUUAGAAUGCAAAGUCCUGAACCUUCUAUUCAGGAUGAUUGUUUCUAGAAUGAAAAUGACAAAUCUUUUGAUGUUGAUUUUGCGGAUUUCAAUUAUAUUAAUGAAGAGAAGAAGUUUUCUUCAGAUGAUGAAGAAAACAAUUAAUGUUCUAAGAAGAUUUAAAAAGUGAAAAAAUUAAAAAAGAAGAGUAAAAAUAGAAAUGGACUACUUUCAGAGAAAGAAUUUACAGAAAUAAUGAAAAAAAUAGACUAGUGCCAAUAAAUAAUGAAUAUGAUUGAAAAUAUGUCAAUGAUUGUAAAUAGAUUUAAGCUCUAGUUACAGAAACAAAGAAAUUCAACUCUUAAGUGA
Messenger RNA from Paramecium primaurelia, 462 nucleotides. The record is from the annotation of a GenBank genome assembly. Lineage: Eukaryota; Ciliophora; Oligohymenophorea; Peniculida; Parameciidae.